AUGGCGGUGGUUUUCGACGGCGAGGAAGUGGUGGUGGUUGUCGACGGCGAGGAAGUGGCAGUGGCAAUGACCGUGGUGGAGAGGAGGCAAUUCGGCUCAGCUUGCACAGAGCCAGGGUUCCCAAGCCGAAUUAAGGACGAUUUGGCAUCUUUCAAGGGACCCCAUUUGGUUGAACCACUGUCAACUAGUAGUCCCCCAUUGAACCACCAACAGAAAACCCUAAACAUGGCCGGAUCCGAAUCCACGAAGACAGCCAUGGCCACCACCAACAUGGCACAACCAACCAAAUCAGCCGUUCGGAGAUUCGUCGGUGUGCGACAAAGGCCUUCCGGGAGAUGGGUUGCUGAGAUCAAGGACUCAUCUCAACGCGUUCGACUAUGGCUCGGAACUUAUGACACCCCUGAAGAAGCUGCUCGAGCCUACGAUGAAGCUGCCCGAGCCCUACGUGGCGAAAAUGCUCGAACCAACUUCGCAGCAGUGAGCCCCGGCUCGUGUCAAUCGGGCUCGUCCCCUUGUAAUGGCGGAUUAGUCCCCGAACCGGAUGCGCGACACGGGCUGAGCUUCUCUUCCUUGAAAGCUAAGCUGAGCAAGAAUUUGCAAAACAUCAUGGCUAGGUCAUCAGAUAACAAGUCAUCCAAGAGUAGGGUAAGUGACCACUUCACUUUUGCUAAUAUAUUUCACUUUAGGAGUUACCAAUACCACCAAAGUCCAGUUGAUAUCAAGAAUAUUGACAAGGUGGUGCAACCAAGCAUCAUUGUGCCCCAUGUGGUGCCUGAUCAUGAUCAGCCAUCAUCUCCUUGGGAGAACUCGAGUGUGUCAGAUUGUAGCAGUGCCGAGUGGGUCGGAUUCCGGCAUCCCGGGUUGGACUCGGAUGGAUCGGAUAUUGGGGAACUUUUUGGUGGUGAUCAAGGGUAUGCAGAUCAGAUUGUGGGGUGGGUGGAUAGUCCAGAUGCCAGUAUCGGCCGGAGCGAGGUUUCGAGGAGUAAGAGGUUCAAGGUUUCUUCUUCUGUUGUGGUUCCUCCAACCUUCAGUGAAUCUCCAUACGGUGGCGAGAACUAA
Molecule: messenger RNA, 1059 nt
Organism: Cornus florida
Lineage: Eukaryota; Viridiplantae; Streptophyta; Magnoliopsida; Cornales; Cornaceae
Product: ethylene-responsive transcription factor ERF037-like
Exons: 3
Coding region: 1-1059 (352 amino acids)
Biological process (GO): regulation of DNA-templated transcription
Molecular function (GO): DNA-binding transcription factor activity; DNA binding
Source: RefSeq, a predicted model, not a curated record